Homo sapiens (human) is the source of this 8471-nucleotide messenger RNA. RefSeq names its product C-terminal binding protein 2 (gene CTBP2). NCBI's taxonomy places the organism in Eukaryota, Metazoa, Chordata, Mammalia, Primates, Hominidae. Gene Ontology annotation, cellular component: synapse; nucleus. The record is from RefSeq and is marked reviewed. Bases 313 to 3270 code for a protein of 985 amino acids. Gene Ontology annotation, biological process: positive regulation of retinoic acid receptor signaling pathway. Gene Ontology annotation, molecular function: transcription corepressor activity; oxidoreductase activity, acting on the CH-OH group of donors, NAD or NADP as acceptor; transcription coregulator binding. The transcript is spliced from 9 exons.
GAGCACACCAGCCAGGAAGGGGGACCUGGCAGGCUGGGGACAGCCUCCUCUCCGGGACUGAGCUGUAAGGAACAGACCUCUCUGGCUAUCGUUGGGGAGUGAGGCAAAGUUACCGUGAGUCUUAUGUUUUGUCUGCUAAGGUUUCGGAGGAUUAAUAAUUCAGGCCAUGCUUUGAAACAGAAAACCCCCAGUUGGUUGUCCCUGCCGUCUCGGAAGGGUUAGCACACAGCCAGGUCUGUUUUUGAUGUAUGUAAUUGAAGAUUUAUAAAGAAAAGCUUCUCCUCUGCCUCAUCCGCAGUCAUUUUUUUUCCAAUGCCAGUUCCCAGCAGGCAUAUAAAUAUUGGUCGUUCUCAGAGCUGGGAUGCUGCUGGGUGGUACGAGGGCCCCUGGGAGAACGCCGAGUCCCUGCGGCCUCUGGGGAGGAGAAGCUCCCUGACGUAUGGCACAGCAGAGGGGACUUGGUUUGAGCCAAACCACCGACCACAGGACGCUGCCCUGCCCGUGGCCGCCGAGCCCUACCUGUACCGGGAGGCCGUUUAUAACUCAGUGGCUGCAAGAAAGGGGUCUACUCCUGACUUCACCUUCUACGACAGCAGACAGGCAGUGAUGUCUGGUCGCAGCCCCCUGCUGCCACGGGAGUACUACAGUGAUCCGUCUGGAGCUGCUAGGGUACCCAAAGAGCCUCCCCUCUAUCGGGACCCAGGAGUCAGCCGGCCGGUCCCCAGCUACGGAGUGCUUGGCAGCAGAACGUCAUGGGAUCCAAUGCAAGGCCGGUCACCUGCCCUGCAGGACGCCGGUCACCUGUACCGGGAUCCUGGAGGUAAAAUGAUCCCUCAGGGGCGGCAGACACAGAGCAGGGCUGCAUCUCCCGGGCGGUAUGGACGGGAGCAGCCCGACACCAGGUAUGGGGCGGAGGUGCCUGCCUACCCCCUCAGCCAGGUCUUCAGCGACAUCAGCGAAAGACCCAUUGACCCUGCCCCUGCCAGACAGGUGGCCCCGACGUGCCUGGUUGUGGACCCCAGUUCAGCUGCUGCCCCCGAAGGCAGCACAGGGGUGGCCCCAGGGGCCCUGAAUCGUGGCUACGGGCCUGCCCGGGAAAGCAUCCCAUCCAAGAUGGCUUACGAGACUUACGAAGCUGACCUGUCCACCUUCCAGGGUCCUGGUGGCAAGAGGACCGUGCUCCCUGAGUUCCUGGCCUUUCUGCGGGCGGAGGGGCUGGCAGAGGCCACGCUGGGAGCCCUACUGCAGCAGGGCUUUGACUCCCCGGCCGUCCUGGCUACCCUGGAGGACGCGGAUAUCAAGUCUGUCGCACCCAACCUGGGCCAGGCCCGUGUUCUGAGCCGCCUGGCCAAUAGCUGCAGGACCGAAAUGCAGCUGCGGAGGCAGGACCGGGGGGGCCCGCUGCCCCGGGCGCGGUCCAGCAGCUUCAGCCACCGAAGCGAACUGCUCCAUGGUGACUUGGCUUCUCUGGGCGCUGCGGCUCCUCUGCAGACAGCAUCCCCCCGAGCUGGAGACCCGGCUCGCCGUCCCUCCAGCGCACCAUCUCAGCACCUCCUGGAGACGGCAGCCACCUAUUCUGCCCCUGGCGUGGGCACCCAUGCCCCACACUUCCCCUCCAACUCCGGGUACAGCUCUCCCACCCCUUGCGCCCUGACAGCGCGUCUGAGCCCCACGUACCCCCUGCAGGCAGGGGUGGCCUUGACUAACCCGGGCCCCUCAAACCCCCUUCACCCAGGCCCCAGAACAGCCUACUCCACGGCAUACACGGUGCCCAUGGAGCUGCUAAAGAGGGAGCGCAACGUGGCCGCCUCUCCGCUGCCCAGCCCUCACGGCAGCCCCCAGGUCUUGCGGAAGCCAGGUGCACCCCUGGGGCCAUCCACCCUGCCGCCGGCCAGCCAGAGCCUCCACACGCCUCACUCACCGUACCAGAAGGUGGCCCGGCGCACAGGGGCACCCAUCAUCGUGUCCACCAUGCUUGCACCAGAACCAAGUAUCCGCCCCCAGAUCAUGAACGGCCCCCUGCACCCCCGCCCCCUGGUGGCGCUGCUGGACGGCCGCGACUGCACUGUGGAGAUGCCCAUCCUGAAGGACCUGGCCACUGUGGCCUUCUGUGACGCGCAGUCGACGCAGGAAAUCCACGAGAAGGUUCUAAACGAAGCCGUGGGCGCCAUGAUGUACCACACCAUCACCCUCACCAGGGAGGACCUGGAGAAGUUCAAGGCCCUGAGAGUGAUCGUGCGGAUAGGCAGUGGCUAUGACAACGUGGACAUCAAGGCUGCCGGCGAGCUCGGAAUUGCCGUGUGCAACAUCCCGUCUGCAGCCGUGGAAGAGACAGCGGACUCUACCAUCUGCCACAUCCUCAACCUGUACCGGAGGAACACGUGGCUGUACCAGGCACUGCGGGAAGGCACGCGGGUUCAGAGCGUGGAGCAGAUCCGCGAGGUGGCCUCGGGAGCGGCCCGCAUCCGUGGGGAGACGCUGGGCCUCAUUGGCUUUGGUCGCACGGGGCAGGCGGUUGCAGUUCGAGCCAAGGCCUUUGGAUUCAGCGUCAUAUUUUAUGACCCCUACUUGCAGGAUGGGAUCGAGCGGUCCCUGGGCGUGCAGAGGGUCUACACCCUGCAGGAUUUGCUGUAUCAGAGCGACUGCGUCUCCUUGCACUGCAAUCUCAACGAACAUAACCACCACCUCAUCAAUGACUUUACCAUAAAGCAGAUGAGGCAGGGAGCAUUCCUUGUGAACGCAGCCCGUGGCGGCCUGGUGGACGAGAAAGCCUUAGCACAAGCCCUCAAGGAGGGCAGGAUACGAGGGGCAGCCCUCGACGUGCAUGAGUCAGAGCCCUUCAGCUUUGCUCAGGGUCCGUUGAAAGAUGCCCCGAAUCUCAUCUGCACUCCUCACACUGCCUGGUACAGUGAGCAGGCGUCACUGGAGAUGAGGGAGGCAGCUGCCACCGAGAUCCGCCGAGCCAUCACAGGUCGCAUCCCAGAAAGCUUAAGAAAUUGUGUGAACAAGGAAUUCUUUGUCACAUCAGCGCCUUGGUCAGUAAUAGACCAGCAAGCAAUUCAUCCUGAGCUCAAUGGUGCCACAUACAGAUAUCCGCCAGGCAUCGUGGGUGUGGCUCCAGGAGGACUUCCUGCAGCCAUGGAAGGGAUCAUCCCUGGAGGCAUCCCAGUGACUCACAACCUCCCGACAGUGGCACAUCCUUCCCAAGCGCCCUCUCCCAACCAGCCCACAAAACACGGGGACAAUCGAGAGCACCCCAACGAGCAAUAGCAGAGAAUGCCAGAAGGUAAUCACUCAGAUACACUUGGGACCAAGAGACAGUGAAAAAUAGAUGAACUAAGAGAAAAAGAAUCGGAUGGUCUUUGUAACUGAUUCUGGACAUAUGCAUCAUUGAUGUUGCAGUGUUGAAACUACAAGAGCUAGAAAACUGAAGAUGUCGUCUGCUUACGGAAGCGCUGAAAGACUAGGAUGUGAUUUAUUAACGACCAACUUCUGUUAUUGUGUGUUAAGUUUUUCAUCUGUGCAUCAAAUCACAAAAAGAAUAAAUAGAGCUUUUUCCUUUAUCAGUCCCUUGGGCACAGCAGGUCCUGAACACCCUGCUCUACAAUGUUGCAUCAAGAGUUCAAACAACAAAAUAAAAAAUAUUAAGAGGAAAUCCCCAUCCUGUGACUUGAGUCCCUUAAGUCUACAGGGGCUGGUGACCUCUUUUUGCUAAUAGGAAAAUCACAUUACUACAAAAUGGGGAGAAAACUGUUUGCCUGUGGUAGACACCUGCACGCAUAGGAUUGAAGACAGUACAGGCUGCUGUACAGAGAAGCGCCUCUCACAUCUGAACUGCAUACUGAGCGGGCAAGUCGGUUGUAAGUUCAGUAAAACCCUCUGAUGAUGCAAAAAAAAAAAAAAAAGUAUUAAGUUUCACAAGCUGUUUGUACUCAAAUAUAUUUUCUCAGUUUCAGAUCCUCUGCUAUUUUAUUGAGUGGAAAGUCUUGAGCUAAAAGGGUUCAAGAAGAAUAAUGUUGCAUUUCCUUAUGUCUCAGGAAACACUUUUUAUGGUAACUUGUCAGAUUGUCUAUGAACAAACCCACUUUUUUAGACAUUGAUAAAGUCUUCUUUUCUUCACGUGAUAUUUUAUACAAGAACACUUCAGAUGUAUUAGAUGUGACUGAUUUUAACAAAUCCUAUUAGAUUUGUAUCAACUAGUUACAUGUUCUAUUCAUAGUCUUUUGUGAAUCAUUGCCUUUUUGUUUAAAAAGAUGGCCUAUUUUGAGCCUUUGUAUAGGUACAUUCCUGUUUUUGUGACAAAAGAAAAACUUUAAAAUUGUCCCAAACAGAAAAAUAAUGGCUAUCAGAAGUAUGUUUUGUUUUAGUGUGAGUUACCGUUACUGUAUUUGUUUAUUGUAAAGGUGGACAUUUAGCGUUCAGUGCAGUUUUCAAUAAAAAGUAAUUAAAAUUUGUUAAGUUCUGAAAUUCAAGUACAUCUCACUAAUGUAAAUGUUCUCUACUUGAGAUGUUUAAGGCAAUUGCAUUGUCAAUUAGCCAAUUUCCAGCUCUUGUUACUACAGGGUUCCAUAACCAGACUCAAGACCGCUGACAAUUAAUUACCUGUGAUAACAAAAAGUUUAAUUGAAAAAUCAAAACCUCACACAAGUCCAUCAUUAUCACGUCAUGCCAUCCUUAAGAUGCAAUGGUGGGUUAGUGCUAAAUCAAUUCAAAAAAAAACAAAGUUGCUCAACUUUUAGAGUUCUGACUUUAAUCUACCCCAAAGCAAAAUGACCUGGACCUGGUUCAAGGGAGGGAAGUGAACCUUGAAACUGUUUUGCCAAUAACCUAACAAACAAAAUGAUAUUUACAAAGAAGUGUUGCAAAUAGUCCCAUGAGUUAAGAGCUUGAUUUAAUGGAUCUUCUUUUUAAAUAGAAUUAAACCUUUAUACUAAAAGUAUUUGCAAGUGUCAAUUAAGUCCAACAAUUCCAGGUAUGAAACUCCCUCUGAGCUCUUCCUUAUACUUCCCUUCCCAAUUAAAACAAAACAAGAAAAUCAUGGUGUCUUAAAGCCUUUGGCUUGCCUGGCCUUGUCUGCUCACUCAUUUUAAGGUGGUGGCCCCAUCCCAACUCUACCAUAAAAGUGUCUAUUAACACAAGCUCACAUGGAGAGAGACGGCGCUCAUAGUUACUGACCUAUUACCCCAGGGAACAAAAAGGUAGUUUAACGUCUUCGUAACCACUCAUCAAAGAGGCAAUGAAAUAUGCGUGAAAAGGAGGCCAAGCGCACACAGAAUAUCUUACCUUCACGAAUAUGUGAAGAAGUCUGGGACACGAUGAACCUAAGAGUCAAAAACAUAAAAAGGCAGGUCUGAAUCCAUGGUCCACCUGGGUUUUAAUUAUUAGAUCUUGGUCGCCCAAACAAAAAUUUAUAUAUAUAUAUAUAAAUUUGACCCCAAGGAAGAACAAGUCAAAACAAAAUGCCACGCUCUGUUUGCUCUAGAAAAAGAACCAUCAAGUCCACAGAGUGCAGGUAUGACUUACUCUCCAGAGUCAGUCAUUAAUGUCUGUCACCUAGCCACGUAUAAUCAUCUUUGAAAAAGGACUAUAUUCUAUCUUGGGACAAUAAUUAUGGCUGUUUUAAUAGUUCAAGAGCAUAAUAUAGCAUUGAUUUACCAAAAUUUUUGGCCUUUAACAGCCAGUCUAUGAAAACCAUUUAGAGCCCCAUUCCUGUCUGUAGCCUAGGAAAUGGAACCAUCUUUAAUUCUUUCCCACAGGGAAGAAUGCUGCACCUAUCACACUAUGUGGUCAGGGUCACUGAUUGAUAAUAAAUAAAUAAAUAAUAGAGCGCUCAGGGGAAACAACACUCACCAGACCACAACACACAGUAGAAGCUAAGUGCUGAGCGUGUACUCUGGACAACGCUGGCUGCAAUGCAGACUGCAAUGGCUACAUGCUUUUCCCUCUAACAAUUCUCUUUGGCUUUUUCAAUUGGGAGGGCAGAUUUUGCUUAACAGGCAACUAGAACAGGAUCUCUGCCCACUAAAAAAUUAUCCCUAUACAUAGAGAAAUUACUACAGAUGCUAAGUAGUCAGAAUGCUAACAUUUUCUACAAACUUGAUUACUUAUUGGCCAAAAUGAAAGCAAACAGCCAAUUUUUAACAACACAUUCACCACUUGAAACAAACAGCAGCAUUUACAUUAUAUCAAAGAUUCAUUUCUACAGAAUCGUACUAAAAAAUCAUUUUUCCUGCAAGAUUUAGCAUGCAGCAAAAAAUGAUCUUUUCAUCCUGGGAACACCUUUUUACUGAGUUUUCGGGGGGAAAGAACUAAAGACAUGACAGUUUUGUGGGUAUUUUUCUAUUUUUAGUAUUCUGGCAGCAAAUUUGAGGUUGUACACAUUUCAUUAUCAACUAAACAAAACAAGAAGCAAGCAAAUACUUUAAGGUUUUCACAGCCUUUUUCAUCACAGGGAAGGAAAAAACUGUGUGUGUGUGUGUGUGUGUGUGUGUGUGUGCGCGCGCGCGCGUGCGUGUGUCGUCUUUCCAAAUUCCUGGCCACAUCAAUAGUCUAGAAAGUGCUUAUCAGGACACCAAAUAUUUCUGUGUUCCUGAGAUAGGUCUGAAAUUUUUACCCAGUAUUGAAUGUAUACCUGAAGUGGUCAAAUAAUACUUCUUAUAAAAAAGUUUUUCUACCUAAGAUUAUAGUUUUAACUUUAAAUUAAAGAAUGGCCACAAUUAACCAACAUGCAAAAAUUCUCAGACUAAACACUGAGAAAUUCUUCAUACAAUGCAUUUGCCACCUUAUUGCAUUUUUAAAAUCUUUAUUCUGUAGUGAAUUGGUAUUCCCAAUCUGCCUAAGCAAAGGCAUGCCCUUCUAACAAGAUUUGCUUAGAGCAGAGGUGAUAGAAGGAAGAAUCCGAAGACCCUCUGGCAUGGCAAUCUGGGAGCAGCACAUUGUUGAUGGAGUCCAAGUGAGCACAUUUCACACAAUUCAUUUAGUGACAAGUGGGCUUGCUCCCUUUUCAUCCAGGAAAAAAACUACUCACAGACCACUGCCCAGAAUCUGGAAUAAGAACCCUCAUUUUAAGGUAUUCUUCCCAACAAAUAAAUAUCUAAAUAUUGAAAGGGGGCAUAUCAGAAAACUUAAAGACACAAUAACCAAAACCAAAACCCUCUUCAAAACAAGUAAGCAAUGUCUGUAUUUAGUUCACUCUAAAACAUUCUUAGCUUUUCUUGCAGUUUGUUCCUAAAAGAUUUGAUUGGGCACAAGAGGAACGAAAUUAUUAAUAAAAUAAAAGCUUAUUUUUGUUUUGCUGUGGAUAAUCGGUACAAAACGUUUCCAGAUCUGAGACUUAGAUGGAUCUUUUAAGGUGAAAGUAGAAUGCCAGGUUCUACUGAAAUAAUAUCUGAAAGGAACAAAGAGCCAUUUGCCAUGUGCUUUUUCUAAGUGCCCAUGCUGGAAAAAAUUUUCUCAAUAAUAUGAAGAUGCUGGUACAACUUUUCCUAUUAAACAAUGUCUUACACAACCACAUGCGUUACAUUUAUAGACAGAUUUACAAUUUGGAAGGAAAAAAAGUUCUGUCUUAAUAAAAUUAGUUUUUUUUACAAACUGUAGUCCAACUAAAGUUCUCUGUCUCCUCACGCAGCAGAGGCAUUAUCUCCAUAAGGUGUGUGUGGUCCAGGAAAACACUUCCCCGAGCAGAUCCUGCCAGAUUUGGUUCAUUCCAUGAUGUCGACUCUGCUUGGAGCACCACACUAACUUUAGGGUCAUUACAGAUCUGAUGCCUUGGUCUUCUGCUGUUUGAUUUUUUUUUUCAUUCAUCUUCAUCAUCCUCAUCUUCCUCUCCAUCAGACAGGGAUGUACACGGCCGGAUCUGUCGGUAGCGGUCAAGCCAUUUUUCUACCAUCUGAGUGACCAGGGGGUGAUUUCGCCGCCGAGAACUCUUCUGCAUGGCAACCAGAACUCCCCCCUCCGUCACACAGCAGUCCAGCCACUCCCUGAGCAGUUUUUCUUGCUGUUCCUCAUUACCUAGCUUUUGGAGGAAUAUGAAGACAAAGGGAAAAUCAUACAACAGAUCAGAGACUUGGUAGGAAUGUGACAUGGAAACCUACAGCUGGUAUGCUAACUCAUGAAAAGGCCAAAGCAAUCAACUUUUCACAUGGUUUUGACCUCUUGGAAGUUUUGUGAUUAAAGUCCAGUUUGCUCUGGUUAAAUUUAAAAAGACAUAAAUGGGAAAUUUCUCAGAAAAAAACUAAAGAGGAGCACACUAGAGGGUAAUUUGUUAGAUAAAAUAAAAAACAAAUGUCCUAAUAAACUGAUCCUGGCAAGCCACAGCUUCAAACACAUGACAAGGUAAGUUUACUUAGUCAAUUAUGUACAAGCUGAAAUUAUACAAGUUACGGUCUAUGAACUUUUUUUCUUCAUGUUGUGAUUAUAAACGUUUUAUAAUUACUAGUAUAUUAAAUAAAAGACCAAUACUUUUAUAAGAA